Messenger RNA from Radiomyces spectabilis, 253 nucleotides. RefSeq lists its product as uncharacterized. The record is from RefSeq and is a predicted model, not a curated record. The coding region runs from base 64 to 243 and encodes 59 amino acids. The transcript has 2 exons. Lineage: Eukaryota; Fungi; Mucoromycota; Mucoromycetes; Mucorales; Radiomycetaceae.
UGAAAAUAGAAAAAAAAGGUCUCACCCUGCUCUUUUUUUUUUCUCGAGACAAAACUGUAUACCAUGGAACCUACAUCCCCAUCAAAAAAAGUAGAGGCCUGUGAUCAUAAACCAUUGCAAGAAUGCUUGUUACGAAACAACAAUGACCGUUCAAAAUGCAUGAAGGAAUGGGAAGAUUUUCAGCGAGCAUGUCGAGAGAAAGCACAAAAAAAGAACCAAGAAUGUCAAGCUUGUAAAGAAUAAGAAAUUUUGU